Molecule: messenger RNA, 3616 nt
Organism: Musa acuminata AAA Group (dessert banana)
Lineage: Eukaryota; Viridiplantae; Streptophyta; Magnoliopsida; Zingiberales; Musaceae
Exons: 15
Coding region: 206-3268 (1020 amino acids)
Biological process (GO): lipid metabolic process
Source: RefSeq, a predicted model, not a curated record
ACAAAUGCUGUGGCGACGCCACCGUCCCUCUUUGGGAGCCACAAUAAACCCGUCGGUCUCUUCUUUCCCAUUCGAUUAAAUUGGGCAUCAGAUCUAGAGGCGAAUCCACGGCAUAUGCCCUCUCGCUCUCCCGCUUUAUCUAUCUCCCCGUCCUUCUAUUUUCCUUUGCCUCGCCGCCACGCCUUCGUCUCGCCCUUCUCGUCAGAUGGUAUCGCUGCGGACGCGGGUGGAGUCGUGGAUCCGGGAGCAGACGGCGAGGGUGGGAAUCUCGUGGCCGCCCUCGAUGCCUCCUCAGUGGCGGUGGCCGCCAUGGAGGGGCCGGCGCGACCGGAGGGAGCAGGAGAAGGCCCUCCGAGAGGAGUUCGAGCGGCAGCGGCUGCAGCUCAACGACCUAUGUCGCGCCGUCAAGGUCGACUCCGUCGCCGACCUCCAAGAAAUCCUCUGCUCCAUGGUCCUCUCCGAGUGCGUCUAUAAGAGGCCUACUGCUGAUAUGAUUUGGUAUAUAAACAAAUUUAAGUCUGAUUUUGGAGGACAAAUUGUUUCUCUUGAGCGUGUGCAACCAUCUUUGGAGCAUGUGCCUCAUAGGUACCUAUUAGCUGAGACAGGUGACACCAUUUAUGCUUCAUUUAUUGGAACAAAGCAAUACAAAGAUGUCAUAGCUGAUGCAAAUAUACUUCAGGGGGUCAUAUUCCAUGAGGAUAAUGUUGAAGAUGAUUUGAGUGACACUGAAAGCGACCAACUUGACAAUCCAAAGAAAUAUGAUAAAAAUCUUGGGAAGCCAUUUCAAGCAAAACGAAAACGGUUGAAAGAAAGUCCAAAACCUGCUGCGCAUCGGGGAUUCUUGGCUCGUGCUAAAGGAAUUCCAGCAUUAGAGUUAUAUAAACUUGCACAAGAGAAAAAUCGUAAGCUUGUUCUUUGUGGGCAUUCGCUUGGUGGAGCUGUAGCUGUAUUGUCUACGCUUGCAAUAUUGCGAGUUCUUGCAUCUUCUCCUCUGGCUAAAGAGCAUGAGAAUGUUCCAGUGAAAUGCAUCACUUUCUCUCAACCGCCUGUUGGGAAUGCUGCUCUGAAAGAUUAUGUUCAUCAGAAAGGAUGGCAGCACUACUUCAAAACAUACUGCAUUCCAGAAGAUUUGGUUCCGCGGAUUUUGUCUCCUGCAUAUUUUCAUCACUAUAAUGCACAAGUUCAGCAACCAUCUUCAGAUGAUGUCUUGGUGAAACAGGAAGAUGAAACUAGUAAGUCAAAUUCAAAAAAGCCCAAAAGAAAUAAUGGGGAACGACUAGUUUUGGGAGUUGGCCCUGUUCAGACCUCCUUUUGGAGACUCUCAAAACUUGUUCCCUUAGAGGGUGUUCGUAAGCAUUUAAAUGUGUUCAGAAAACUAGGAACUGAGGGUGGAGGUACAUCUUCAAUUGACAAUGGUAACAUGCAAUCUGCAAUUUACGAGACAGAUCCUGAACCACAGACUCUUGAAAUCCAGGAGGGUUCUGAUGGGAUUUCUUUAACUCCUUUUCUUGAUACUGAGAAAGGAACUAUUGAAUCAAAUGGCAAUUAUGUAACUGGGAAAAGCAGCGCUGGUGUUGCGGAAUCACAAGGCUGGCGUAGAGUUCCUUACUUACCAUCUUAUGUACCAUUUGGACAGCUCUAUCUCUUGGGAAGUUCAUCAGUUGAAUCACUUUCUGAUGCAGAAUAUUCAAAAAUGACAUCGGUGAGGUCUGUCAUAACAGAAUUGAGGGAGCGUUUUCAAUCUCAUUCUAUGAAGUCAUAUAGGUCUCGCUUUCAGAAGCUAUAUGAGAUAUGCAUGUGCAUAAAUACUCCUCCCUUUCUGGGGAUGGAGCAGUUACCACAGUUUCCACAUUUACAACAAUUACUUGGUCUAGCUGCUCCUGGUGCUGUUGAACUUGCCCACAUCAUGGAGCCUCCUGUUAUCCAAACAGCAACUUCUAUUCUUCCUCUUGGAUGGACAGGAGUUCCUGGUGAUAGGAAUGCACAGCCAUUGAAAGUUGAUAUUGUGGGACAUGGUCUGCACCUCUGCAAGCUUGUACAGGCUCAAGUAAAUGGAAGCUGGUGUUCAACAGUAGUGGAAUCCUUAACUCCGAUGCCAGCAUACUCAACGAAUGAUGGGAUGCAAACUCAGACACAAAAGAUGCGGAUCUUUAUUGGUCCUCCUCUGAAACAGCCACCAAAAUAUCCAGUUAUAGAUGAUUCUUUGCGUCCCGGCUUCUCAAUUGCAGAACGUUUCAGCAUAGGCCCGGACUGUAAUAUAGAAUCUUCCUCUGAAGGUGGAAAGUUAUGCAGUGGCAAUUUUGAUACUUUCAUUGUAUAUUGUACUAGUGACUUUUUAACCGUCUGCAAGGAGGUUCAUGUGAGAACUCGGAGAGUACGAUUACUUGGAUUUGAGGGUGCUGGAAAAACUAGUCUGUUUAGAGCAUUGUUGGCUCAGGGUAGACAGAGAAACAAUGCAAAUUUUGAUAUCAUACAUGCAGAUGUGGGCUCUCCAGAAGGUGUAGUUGGUGGAAUACGUUAUUUAGAUUCAGUUGGUGUGAACCUGCAGGAAUUACAUUUAGAGGUUUCUCGUUUUAGAGAAGAAUUGCAAAUAGGAGCUCGUGAACUUAGUAGAAAGACGGAUUUGGUUGUUCUUGUGCAUAAUUUAUCAAAUAAAAUACCUUGGUUCAAUGAUACAAGCACUUCAGUGCCAGCCCUCUCACUUCUCCUGAAUGAGGCCAAGGCUCAUGAGAUCCCAUGGGUUCUAGCCAUAACAAACAAGUUCUCUGUCAGUGCCCAUCAGCAGAAAAUGUUAAUUGAUUCUGCAAUGGAAGCUUAUGAAGCAUCUCCCGACAUGACUGUAGUUGUGAACUCCUGUCCUUUUGUGAUACCAACUGCUUCAAGUAAUCUGCAGCCAUUACAUUCAGUUGAUGACAACUUUGUCGGGAAUGAGUCUAACCAGAAAGUCUGGCUACUCCCUUUUAACAUUGCUCGAUUGUCAUUUCAGAAAAAGUUAGCAGUUAUGCCCGUCGAAGGUAUCACUGCCUUUCGCCAACUUGUGCACCGUGUGCUUGCGAGUAACGAGGAGAUGGCUUUCCAGGAACUUGCAAAUGAGAGGUUUUCGUUGCAGUUGGCAAAGGAGCAAGAGAAUUCUGUCAAUGUAAAGCAAGACUCUGUGGCAAAGGAAAGUUCCGUUACAGCCGCUGCCGUUGGUGCAUCACUUGGAGCUGGUCUCGGCCUCGUCAUGGCGGUAGUUAUGGGUGCAGCAUCUGCCUUGAGAAAGCCAUGAUAUCAUGCAAGUAUUCAUCUGUUCCAUUAUUCAGGUGUGGUCGAAAGUCGAGAUUACAAAGGGUGGAGGAGGAGGAGGUCGUCGUCCCUACAAAAGAAAACGAAGUGGGAACAACCGACUGCUACAGUGACGACGGGCGAAGCAGACGAGCUCUUCUCUCGUCGUCGUCUCCACGCCGUUGGCUGUGACCACAGACACGGAUGCCGUGUUCCACACUGCGUUCUCAUUUGGCACGUACACAAACGUGAUGAGUUGUGAAUAUUUUUAUUUAUUUAUUUUAUAAAUGGCAAGUGACGAUGAAUUUUUAAGAUUUUGUGAUGAUUAUGAAAAUUCUUUUUUUUUCUGUUA